GAAAAGUUUUAUGUGCAGUCACGUGACGGCAGCCAUUAUCUUUAUUUGAGAUUUUCUUUUGGCGCGUUUGCAUAAUAAUUAUAGUUCAGCGGAUGAAGCUUUCGAGUGAAUGCAUAUCGUAAAUUGUAGUCUAAAUUAUCAUACUUACACGUAAUAAUGGCUGGUGGAAAAGCUGGUAAAGAUUCUGGUAAAUCUAAGGCAAAAGCCGUAUCAAGAUCCGCCCGUGCUGGAUUACAGUUCCCUGUUGGCAGAAUACAUAGACAUCUGAAAAAUCGGACGACUAGCCAUGGCCGAGUAGGUGCUACAGCUGCAGUUUAUAGUGCUGCGAUUUUGGAAUAUUUGACAGCUGAGGUUUUAGAAUUGGCGGGUAAUGCGUCUAAAGAUUUGAAAGUAAAGAGAAUUACACCAAGACAUUUACAGUUGGCUAUCAGAGGAGAUGAAGAAUUGGACAGUCUCAUCAAAGCUACUAUUGCCGGAGGAGGUGUCAUACCCCAUAUUCACAAGUCAUUGAUUGGUAAAAAAGGAUCCCAAAAACCAGCGUAAAAUGAUGUGUUUUGUUUUCUGACGGAUAAUUUAAUUGUAAUUUUUUUAUGUUUGUACUUUAGUGUGUUUCUUUUUUCUAUUUUAUGCUGAAAAUAUUCCUUUCCCAUCAGUACGAUUUAGAGCAUUUUGUUUAUUGUUGUUGAGAGAUUCCAGUUACACGAUCUCUGAUUAAAACUUACUUGCAUUAUUUUUAUUUCUAAUUGCAUUGUGUUCAAAUUGCUUCGGCAUUGAUAUGUUUCAUGUGAGGGAUUUUUUUUUUACUAUUUAAGAGUAUGAAAUAUAUUUGUGUUAAAGUGUAAUUUUAUAAAUAAUUAAAAUUUCGAGUCCA
Molecule: messenger RNA, 871 nt
Organism: Planococcus citri (citrus mealybug)
Lineage: Eukaryota; Metazoa; Arthropoda; Insecta; Hemiptera; Pseudococcidae
Product: histone H2A.V
Exons: 5
Coding region: 157-543 (128 amino acids)
Biological process (GO): heterochromatin formation
Cellular component (GO): chromatin; nucleosome
Molecular function (GO): protein heterodimerization activity; structural constituent of chromatin; DNA binding
Source: RefSeq, a predicted model, not a curated record